AUGAAUGCUCCAGACAGAUUUGAGCUCUUUAUACUUCCUGAUGAUGUUCCAAAAUUAAAGAUUACACCAGACUCUAGAGUACCUAAUUGUAUCAUCAUCAAGUUUGAAAGAGAAGACCAUACAUUGGCCAACUUAUUGAGAGAAGAACUAGCUUUGUAUCCUGAUGUUACGUUUGUGGCGUAUAAAGUUGAGCAUCCUCUUUUUGCCAACUUUGUCAUGAGAUUACAAACAGAAGAGGGCACUAGGCCGAAGCAAGCUUUGGAAAGAGCCUGCGCAAGUAUUAUCAACAAACUAAAGACAUUGGAUCACAAGUUCAACGAAGAAUGGAACAUUAAGAAUUUUUCAUUGAAUGACUAA
Molecule: messenger RNA, 357 nt
Organism: Komagataella phaffii GS115
Lineage: Eukaryota; Fungi; Ascomycota; Pichiomycetes; Pichiales; Pichiaceae
Product: RNA polymerase II subunit B12.5
Exons: 2
Coding region: 1-357 (118 amino acids)
Biological process (GO): transcription by RNA polymerase II
Cellular component (GO): RNA polymerase II, core complex
Molecular function (GO): protein dimerization activity; DNA binding
Source: RefSeq, a predicted model, not a curated record